Messenger RNA from Amoebophrya sp. A25, 4602 nucleotides. The record is from the annotation of a GenBank genome assembly. NCBI's taxonomy places the organism in Eukaryota, Dinophyceae, Syndiniales, Amoebophryaceae.
GUCGAAGGCAAGCUCGAGCUUUUGCGCGAAGGGGAAACGGUCGAAAAUCGCGUGCAGCAGAGUUUGGCUGAGAUAGCGAAAGGGGAAAAGAAGACUGCAGGGGAAAUUGCUAGUGUUGCGAGUAACACGACGUCUAUGAACAAACGUGGUAUGGACAAGACCGUGUCAACCAAGGCUAAGCAUCCGAAAAGCUCGUCCGCUAAAGUCGUUACUGGAGAUGCAACCGCUGCGGACCCAGCAAAUAAGGCACGAGCAGGACGCGAAGAGAACUUAGCUGAGGUUUCGUCUGAUGACUCAGAUCUAGAAGUCGGGAAUGGAGAUCAAAAUGGCGCAAUUUUUUCAACAAAUCUCGCUAGCGACCCAGCUGGAGGAGGUAUCGUAGCUAACACGACCGGCGAUGCCUCGCAUUCGUUGCUCGAUGACGCUGCCGCUGGCAAGGGCGCUCACUUUUUGGAGAAGCCCGACUUACCGUAUUUCAUGCCGGAUAACCGGCUCUUUCCAGGUUUGAGGACGCUGCAGAACUACCAACGCCAGGGAAUCUCGUUUCUCUUUGCGCGUGAAAACCCCACGCUAGGACGCAGAUUAGUGAGUUUAUGCCCCGAACGAUUUCAAACAGAGGUACCACACUCAGCGUCACUCCUGCAGGCAGCGUCAUCUUCGCGUCGUCAGCCUGCUCAGACGUCGGAGAAGCAAUCUGCGAAGAUCGCCGAUCACGUUAGCGAUAAGGCUGUGCCGAACACAAAAAGGAUAGCAGAGGCUAUUGACGACGGCGUCAUUGACCUGCUUUCGGAUUCUGACGGGCCGCCUGCUCAAAACGACGAUGCAAUGCAAAGCACGACGGUGAAAGAAAUGGGAGACAAUAAAAUCAAAAAGGCUGCUAUAGAGAGUUGUGAUGCAGCACUUAAUGCAGUAGAAGAAGAGGAAGAGCAGAUAUUGAAUCCGUUGUGGUCGGAGUAUAGGAUACUCCGCCGCUUUACGAUGUUGUCGUUGCAGCAUCACAAUGUACCACCUUCUGAGCGGCAAGCAUUGAACAGACCCGAUCGAAUAAAGGUGGGAAGAGGUGCUGUGGGUGGUCAAGUAGCUACUAGUGCUAGUGCUGCUCCGCAUGGUGGAGAACAAAAUAACAUCGAGGAUUUGUUGGCACAGGAAGUAACGCGAUUGUACUAUCAACCUGGCACUGGCGAGUUGCGUCUUACGUUUCCAGACGCAGCAGAGAGCUCGUGUAGAGGUGGCAUUCUCGCGGAUGAGAUGGGGCUGGGUAAGACAAUACAGAUUUUAGGUCUUGUCGCCACUGAUUUUGACCCAGUUUUACAAAAGCAUGUCGCGCAUGCGGCUGGGGGUAAUGGUAAUGCAUGCGUGGGCGAAGAUCAUGUUGGCGAAUCUUGUACUGGUGGAGUAGCUGAUGUUGCAGGAGCCACCCUAACAUACCAAGGGGCAGGACCACGAUCGUCACCACCAGAGGUGUCCGAGCAAGAAAUUCAGCAAGAUGCUCCAACGCUGAUUGUGACGCCACUAUCCUUGAUGCCACAAUGGAUAAAAGAGGUUUCGCGGUUUCUGUCCUCAAAAGCACGCCGACCGCUUACGUAUUUCGAGUACUACGGAGGAGACCGUAACCGUAGAAUGUUAGCUAAGUCGUGUGCUGCAUCAACAGAUGCGAAAAAUACCAGUGGUGCCGCGGGAGGAGCAAAAGCGAAAGCCAAAAAAGGCAAAGGCGCGGCGAGAGCAGCCAGCAGUAUGAAGACAUCAUCUUUGUUUGCUGUUGCAGCGCGAGGAGGAGCAAGUGCGAACGCAACACAAACGGGCUCAACCAGCAACGCAGGAGCGCUUUGUGGGAGUAAAAAUGAAACUGCAGCAGCAAAUGCAACGACAACUACACCAGCAACACAAGCUGUAGCUUCUCGACAGCACCCCGCGCACUAUGACUUGGUUUUCACGACGUAUGGGGUGCUCAACGUGGAGGAUUUGCGCUCUUCGCCACUCUUUCAGACGCGGUGGCGACGCAUCAUCCUUGAUGAAGCACAGUGCAUCAAGGGAAAGCAUACGAAACUGAGCAAAAAGUGCGCACAGCUCAAGGGCCAGUUCAAAUGGGCCGUAAGUGGUACGCCCAUGCAGAACUCGGUGGAAGAGCUUUACCCGCUGUUGCGUUUCCUCCAGGUAGAGCCGUAUUGUGUGCAGCAUGUAUGGCGAAAGCUGGUCACGGAUCCCUUAGGAGGGCGCGGUCCUCUAGGAAGUACAAUGUCGUCCGGCAACCUCGCAGCCACCUCAGGGGCAGGUGGUGCGAGCUCGUCUGCUUCAUCUCUCACAGCCGCGAAUUCGCUUAUGCAUAGCGCAGUAGUACAAAAGGUGCUUGACCUGAUCAAGACCAUUUGCAAGCCGCUGGUGUUGCGGAGAACUAAGCUGACGCAGGCAAAAUUCCGUAUUGAAGAUGAAGAUGAGCCCGAUGGUCAUCCUAAAAAUCAGCUGCAACAUCCCGGUAUUGUGUAUCGCAAUCUGAUCACACUGCCACAAAGACACGAACUGGUUUUGCGCGUGGAGUUAGAACCUAAGGAACGCAAAGUCUACGACCGUCUUUUUAAGGCUUCAAAACGUAGAAUGGACGUUCUACUACAGCUUCAAACAGGUGGAACAAGUCAUGGCGGCAUGGGAGGCCAAGUCGUCCCUGCCAUGAAGGGGAGUCAUUUUACAAGUAUCCUGGCCUUGGUGUUAAAAUUGCGCAUGUGUCUAGCCCAUAGCUGUUUGGCGAUGCAACGCUCCGAAUGGGAACCGACACUGAGAGCACGAAAUGCGGAGGAUGUGGAUGCAUCUACUGCAGCCCCCCUCCAGCAGGUUGAACGAACAGGAGUACAACACGGCCUGGUACUAGAGGAUUCAUCGUCUGUUCAGCAGCUAGAGGACAAAGAAAAAGAUGGUGUCGCGAGUCCAGCUAUUGCAGCGUGCUCAUCUUGUCACGAGAUUCCGGAAGGAGAGACAGUGACAGGAGCGCAGUGCGACCACGUUUACUGCCUAGAGUGUUUCCAGUUGAUGGAAGAGGAGGCUAGAGACACCGGAAACGUGUCUCGCUGUGGCGUAUGCAGGCUUCCUCUGUCGAGCGCAGCAAUCAUCGAUGAAGAAAGGAAGAACAAAUCCACUACCGCGGCUGGUGGAAAGCAGGGAGGCGCAGCAAAUGGUACUACGAAACAAGCUAAUGCCACCUUCUCAGCUGUAGCGUUGAUGAAAAAUGUUAGCACUGGUUCAACACAACAUUCGAAUUCUUGUUCAGCACACCAGCAGGGCCAGCACAUGGGACUGGGUGGAGCUACAGCUUCUUCAGGACUGGGUGGAGCUGCAGCAGGGGCUGGCCAGUCAAAGCGUCCUCGAUCAGCAGUUGUGAGUGAACAGCAGGCCGCCACAGCCGAAAGCUACCAGCGGGCAUGCGAGUUUCCUUCGGCUAAAAUGGCAUCCUUAGCUCAACGCAUUUCUGAGGACUUUAGAGAGGGUCGCAAGGUCCUCGUGUUUUCACAGUGGACUUGCUUUUUACAGCUAUUGAAUGUCUAUUUCAAGGCAAAAAUGAAUUGUACGGGUGAUCAAAUUCGUACCCUAGACGGAUCGUUAAGUAUUCAGCAAAGGCAAGCAUGUGUGGAUUGGCUCAAUGCAGAAGAUGAUCAGAACCUUGGUGACGAGUGUGCUCCACGUCCACUCGUAGAACAAAAAGAAGUGAUCAUGCAGAAAAGACAGCGCAAAGAGAAAGACACGACGACUACAGCUACAGGGAACAAGCACAACAUAUUAGAAGGAGCUCCUGGGUCAAAGACGAAGGCAACGGCCACAACAAGAGGAAAGUGCCUGUUAAUAAGCUUAAAAGCUGGCGGAGUGGGUUUGAACUUGGUGGCAGCGACGCGGGCCUACCUAUUGGAUUUGUGGUGGAAUCCGGCGGUAGAGGAACAAGCGUUUCAACGAAUUCAUCGAAUUGGACAAAUCCAUGAGGUUCACUGCAUAAAAUUCGUAGCGCAAGACACAGUCGAUGGCCGCAUUUUGGCGCUGCAAGUUAUGAACUUUUUGUACUGAGAAGAUAAAAGCAUUUAACAUUAAAACUUACAUUGAUCGGAUCGGAUCAGGAUCAUCCUACGUACCACUACGACAACAAGUUUUAGUUCUUGUAAAAAGUAAGAACAUGCGUUAGAACUAAAGUAAAAUUAUUAAGAUCAAGCACAAGCAGGUGGCGGUGGCGUCACCGCUUUUUCCCUAAUGGCGAAAAGAAGAAGGCGUUGAUAGGAGGUGCAUUGGGCGAAGCCGGUGCGGGAAGCGGUGCACUCCGCUUAAGCCUCGAGGAGCUGAAAGAGUUACUGUCAUAGGUCCUCCAUCCACCAGCAAACCGAUUAAGAAUUAAAAACUACGCAUCAAAAACACAUAUACGCACGCAACAUGAUCGCUUCCAUCUUAUGAUGAUUUAUGUAUGAUGUUAAGCUAAGCUGAACAAGUCUGUAGUACUUACUUCCCCCGGCGAGUAGUUUUCUACACAAAGCACUCGUGAAUAUAAAAAUUCUGAUUGACGUCAUCUGUCCUUAAACAAGUUGUAGAGAGCGGAUUCUGUCAACCUGAAUGUCAAGAUGCCUAUGUGGCGAC